Molecule: messenger RNA, 2019 nt
Organism: Hydra vulgaris (swiftwater hydra)
Lineage: Eukaryota; Metazoa; Cnidaria; Hydrozoa; Anthoathecata; Hydridae
Product: brachyury protein homolog 1-like
Biological process (GO): regulation of transcription by RNA polymerase II; mesoderm formation; positive regulation of DNA-templated transcription
Cellular component (GO): nucleus
Molecular function (GO): DNA-binding transcription factor activity, RNA polymerase II-specific; RNA polymerase II cis-regulatory region sequence-specific DNA binding
Source: RefSeq, a predicted model, not a curated record
GUCAUUACUAGCUGUAUAAAUAUAAACUGUUUUAUUUUGUAUAAAAUUGAUGUCUAGUUAUUAACUAUUCUGAAUCACAACUUAGGCUAAGAGAAGUGCGUAUAAGUAUCGAUUUAGUGUGAACUAUACUAUCCAUAAACAAAAGGUUUUUGUGAAAAAAGUUUAAGUAGAAUUCAUAUAGUGUAGGUGCGCAAUUUUUAAUUUUACUUGGACGUAAAUUUCAUUGUGUAAAUAGUCUAUUAAGUGUUAUGCAAAUGUUUUGCAAAGAGGAAGAAUUGGGUAUGACCCCUACUUCAUUUUCUAUGUCUUCAAUACUUACAGAAAAAGAAAAUAUGAAUGCAAAAGACAUUGAUGGAGUUGCGCAUCAAAACGAGGAAAAAGAAAGACGCAUAGACGAUGACUUGCCAAAGAAAGAAGAGCUAUCGAGCGAAGGAAAACAUGUGCACGUCAGUUUGGAUGACUCUGAGCUGUGGAAAAAAUUUAAGACUUUAACAAACGAAAUGAUAGUUACAAAAAAUGGAAGGCGAAUGUUUCCUGUAUUAAAACUAAAUAUUCGGGGAUUAGAGUCACAUGCUAUGUAUUCUAUCUUACUGGAUUUUGUAGCUGUUGAAGAUCACAGGUGGAAAUACGUAAAUGGAGAAUGGGUAGCUGGUGGAAAACCAGAACCAGCUACCACUAGCUCGGUUUAUAUACACCCAGAUUCACCAAAUUUUGGUACACAUUGGAUGAAAAGCCCGAUAUCAUUCACUAAAGUAAAGCUUACAAAUAAAAUGAACGGUGAAGGCCAGGUCAUGUUAAACUCUCUACAUAAAUAUCAACCACGUGUGCACAUUAUACGAGUUGGAGCACCUGAAGGAGAACGUACAAUAAGCACUCACACAUUUCCCGAGACGCAAUUUAUUGCUGUUACAGCCUAUCAAAAUGAAGAGAUUACUGGACUAAAAAUCAAGUACAACCCGUUUGCAAAGGCGUUUUUAGAUGCAAAAGAAAGAUCUGAUCACAAAGAUAUUUUAUGCGAAAGAGAUGCCUUAAAUCAAAUUGCAUCGAAUUACGGUUAUUACCCUUCUAUGAUGUCGCCGCUUUCAAGAGCAAUAAAUUGCGACAAUUUACGUAGUCACCGCUCGUCACCGUAUCCAUCACCGUAUCACCGAACCGACAUACUCGGAGCAUGCACAAACUAUUAUCGUGAAUCGAGUCCACCAUAUAUGAAUAUGCAAAACAAUACGUGGCCUCUUCAUCACUUAAACUAUGCUGUUCCCAUGACAACGUCGUCUAUGAAACACGAUGAACUAAUUCAACAAAACUCUAUUAUAAGCAAUUAUUCACAAAAUUCCCUCGGACAAUAUCCAACAAUAAAUAAGCCUUCAAUCGUCGACCCCAACAUGAACCCUUGGAGUCACUCUCUAGUUUAUCCCUCCAAUAUAUAAAUAUUUUAAAUAUUUUAGAUUAUAUAUUUAUUGAUUAUAUUUUGCUUUGAAAAGCAAAAUACUUCUUCUAUUUAUCGUCUUGCGAUAGUCAUUUCAUUUGGCGUCAACUAUGUCAAACUAUUUUGCCAAUUUUAUAUGAAGAGUAAACAUAAUAAAAGGUGUCUUUUGAUAGGCAACACCUGUUUUAUUAUUUUUUGCAAUUAAAGUUACUCUCUGGUAUUUAUUUUAUUUCUAUCCUAUAUUUAUUUAAUUUUUGUUUAAUAUAUACAUAUAUAAAUAUAUAUUUUUAAUUAAAAAAAGUUUUCCUACUUUUUUGUAGCUCUUUCUUUAAUCAAUUAAAGUUCUUUAAAUUUAUUAAAAAGGAACAUUGUUUACAAGAGAACUUUUAGACUGCGAACUUUGGGUUUUUAUGAUUUGCACAAGUUCAUUUAUUUUUUGUUCGCGCAUAUAGAUAGUAUAAUAUAUAUGAAGCUAAGUUAUUUAUUAUUUUUUAUAUAAAAAAAAUUUGUAAAGAACACUGUAUUUUAAAACACGUCGAGUAUUUUUAUAAAACCAUUGUACAUUUGAUUUGUCAUGAUAAAACCUUUAAAAA